This is a messenger RNA of Chaetomium strumarium, 279 nucleotides long. RefSeq lists its product as uncharacterized. The transcript has 2 exons. The coding region runs from base 1 to 279 and encodes 92 amino acids. The record is from RefSeq and is a predicted model, not a curated record. Lineage: Eukaryota; Fungi; Ascomycota; Sordariomycetes; Sordariales; Chaetomiaceae.
AUGUCUUCCGGGAACAACAACGGACACUCGUCCAAAAACUGGGACGAGGUGCUCAAGCACGGCUCCGCUCUCAGCAUCAUCAAGCCCGAUGUUGCCUUUCCCUACGGCGGAAGCUCUAGCUCGGGCAGCACUUCCGGCUCCACUUCUGGCGGUGCAUCAGGUGGUAGCUCAUACCCUUCUGGCGGUAGCGCCCUGAGGACGCGCCUGGAGACAUGCACCCUCAAGGAGGACAAGGUGAAGGUCUUCAAGGAGCGAGCGAAGCUUGCCCAUGGAGACUGA